AUGUAUGGACUUAAACAGGCACCAAGACAGUGGAAUGCCAAACUUUCUGAAGCACUACUGAAGUUUGGUUUCAUGCAGAGUCAACAUGACCACUCAUUGUUCAUAAACGAAACAUGCAAAAACACUAUAGUCAUUUUGGUGUAUGUGGAUGACAUGCUCCUCACUGGUCCUGAUCUGAUACUAUUAAAAGAGGUCAAAGCUAAACUGCAGCAGGAUUUUAAGAUGAAAGAUCUAGGCGAACUGAAAUACUUCCUUUGCAUUAAGUUUGCCAGGUCACAGCAAGUCAUUCUAAUGCACCAAAAGAAGUACACAUUGGAAUUGAUCUAUGAACUUGGGCUGGGAGCUGCAAAAACAGCUGUCACACCUAUUGAAGCCAACAUUAAGCUAACCACAAAGGAGUAUGAUGAACAUACUGGCAUUCACAACACAACAGAUAAUGAAUUGUUGCCAGUUGCUAGAAAGUAUCAAAGACUACUAGGCAAACUACUCUACCUGACUGUCACAAGACCAUACAUAGCUUUUAGUGUUCAGACACUAAGUCAGUUUAUGCAAAAAUCCAAAAGAUCUCAUAUUGAAGUUGCACAAAGGGUAAUCAGAUAUGUGAAGAAUCAGCCUGGACAAGGCAUACUUUUGUCUACCAAGAAAAAGAACAUUAUUACAACUUAUUGUGAUGCUGACUGGGCAGCUUGCCCUCUCACUAGAAAAUCAGUAACUGGCUUCUUCAUUAUGUGUGGUGACUCACUAGUGUCAGGGAAGUCAAAAAAGCAGAGCACUAUCUCUAGGAUUUCUGCAGAAUCAGAAUACAAAAGCAUUGCAUCAACUCUGGCAGAGUUAGUUUGGAUACUUGGAUUGUUUAAAGAUAUUGAAGUGUCAAUUGCUCUUCCUGUGAACAUCCACACUGAUAGCAAGGCAGCGAUUCAAAUAGUUGCUAAUCUAGUGUUCCAUGAGCGUACCAAACACAUUGAGAUAGAUUGUCAUUUCGUAAGGAAAAAGAUACAAAUGGCUGGUGAAGACAUAGUAUGUGGCCACUAA
Nicotiana attenuata is the source of this 1032-nucleotide messenger RNA. RefSeq lists its product as uncharacterized. Bases 1 to 1032 code for a protein of 343 amino acids. Lineage: Eukaryota; Viridiplantae; Streptophyta; Magnoliopsida; Solanales; Solanaceae. The record is from RefSeq and is a predicted model, not a curated record. The transcript has a single exon.